Messenger RNA from Drosophila persimilis, 792 nucleotides. RefSeq lists its product as uncharacterized. The record is from RefSeq and is a predicted model, not a curated record. NCBI's taxonomy places the organism in Eukaryota, Metazoa, Arthropoda, Insecta, Diptera, Drosophilidae. Bases 14 to 316 code for a protein of 100 amino acids. The transcript is spliced from 4 exons.
UUUACGACGUACGAUGAAUGUGCUUCGCAGGUGCACCCAUUACUGCGAUCGUCUUUCCUUCAGCACAAUGCUUUACCUCAUCGACUCUGACAGGCUCUAUUGGCCGAGACCCUCUCUGGCCACAAACUGCUAUGCCGCGAUCUCCACCUCUUAUUCCGCCAGCAGGUGGCCCGUUUCGGGUGCCAAAAGUACCACUUGCGUGACGGGUGACCGCCCGCAUUCUUUUAUAAGGGACUUCACCUCUGGGUCCGGCCACUCAUGGCCUUUAUCUCCGUCUCUCCAGUCCGCUCGCCGUCGGUACCUCUUCAGUAGCUGAUUCCGCCGUAGCUCCUAGUCUUCUCGGGAGUUCAAAGGUAUUGCUCUUAGCUGGACUGGGGCAGGCAUCAUGCCGCUGCACGGUCGCUGAGACGACAAUGUGAUGUCUCGUCCGUUGCAGCAGGGACCAGUGAUUGACGGCGGAAAUAUUGGUUCAGCCGAAUCAAACACUAGGAUUCAGCUUCAAUGCGCAGUACCUAUGUACCCUACGCUUUGCCACAAGACGAGUCGUAUCCGAUGUCCCAACGUCAGACGGAGCCCUUGCAAGAGCCCGAUCCUAUUAACCGCUAUUAUCUUCCGACCUGGCCAUCGACAACUAUCUGAAGGACUUUGGCUAUGGCAAACAAGGGAGUGGAUACGGGGACUACUAGACUCUGGAUAGAUCUCGUUGUUAUUAGGUUUAAGGAUAUAUAAGAUAGUACAGAUACAUUUUGGUAGUAGAUAUAAAUGUAAUCAACUUGUUUCUUUAUAUUUAUA